GAAAAAAAAUAGUUGAGUUGUGAGUGAGAGAUGAAUUGAGAAGUUGGAAGUGUGUAUCGAAGGAAGCGAGAAGAAAGAAAGAGUGAGAUGUGGAACCGAAAGCAAUGGAGUUCCAUGACGUUUGUGAUCUUCUUCUUGGCCGCAACAUCAAGCAGCGACGACUACGCUUGCAAAAUCCCCCACCACUCUUCCCACCCCUUCUGCGACGCUUCUAUUCCCAUUCCCCAUAGAGCGCGCAACCUCGUCUCCCUCCUCACCCUACAGGAGAAGAUCCUCCUACUCUCCAACAACGCCUCCGCCGUCCCCCGCCUCGGCCUCCCCGCCUACCAGUGGUGGUCCGAGUCCCUCCACGGCCUCGCCACCAACGGCCCCGGCGUCUCCUUCCACGGCGCCGUCUCCUCCGCCACCGCCUUCCCCCAGGUCCUCCUCUCCGCCGCCUCCUUCAACCGCUCCCUCUGGCUCCGCAGCGCCGCCGCCAUCGCCCGCGAGGCCCGCGCCAUGUUCAACGUGGGCCAGGCCGGGCUCACCUUCUGGGCCCCCAACAUCAACCUCUUCAGAGACCCCAGGUGGGGCCGCGGCCAGGAGACUCCCGGCGAGGACCCCAUGCUCGCUUCUGCCUACGCCGUUCAGUACGUCAGAGGCCUUCAGGAACUUCCCGGAAUCCAUGACGCUGCUCGUCAAGACGAUGAUGAUGAUGAUGAUGAUGCGCUUAUGGUGUCUGCGUGUUGCAAGCAUUUCACCGCUUAUGAUUUGGACAUGUGGAGACAGUUCGCUAGGUAUAACUUCAAUGCUGUGGUAUCACAACAGGAUUUGGAAGACACUUAUCAGCCACCGUUUCGUGGAUGCAUUCAGCAAGGGAAAGCAAGCUGCUUGAUGUGUUCCUACAAUGAGGUGAAUGGUGUUCCUGCUUGUGCUAAUGAGGAACUCUUGGGACUGGCUAGAGACAAGUGGGGGUUUAAAGGGUACAUCACCUCAGACUGUGAUGCUGUGGCCACGGUGUUUGAGUAUCAGAAAUACGCAAAAUCCCGGGAGGAUGCUGUUGCUGCUGUUCUCAAAGCAGGUAUGGAUAUUAAUUGUGGAACAUUUAUGCUUCGAUAUACUGAAUCCGCUAUUAAACAAGGGAAGGUAAAAGAGGAAGAUUUAGAUAGAGCUCUUCUUAACCUUUUCACUGUUCAACUGCGUCUUGGACUGUUUGACGGAGACCCUAUAAGAGGCCGAUUUGGCAAAUUGGGAGCAAAGGACGUUUGCACCCCAGAACACAAAGCACUGGCACUUGAAGCUGCAAGGCAGGGGAUUGUACUGCUGAAAAAUGAUAAGAAGUUCCUUCCCUUGAAUAGGGAUAUUGGUGCCUCCUUAGCUGUCAUUGGCCCAAUGGCAGCUACAACCGAAUUAGGUGGUGGCUACUCCGGAAUUCCUUGCACCUCAACAAGCUUAUAUGAUGGACUAGGAGAGUUUGCUGAGAGGAUAUCAUAUGCUUUUGGUUGCCAUGAUGUACCAUGUGACUCUGAUGAUGGUUUUGCUGAGGCUAUCAACACUGCAAAACAAGCAGAUUUUGUCGUUAUAGUUGCUGGGCUUGAUACAACACAAGAGACAGAGGAUCAUGACCGAGUUAGUCUUCUGUUGCCUGGUAAACAGAUGGACCUUGUAUCCUCUGUUGCUGAUGCUAGUAAAAAUCCAGUUAUUCUAGUUCUUACUGGUGGAGGACCUCUUGAUGUCUCCUUUGCUGAAAGAAAUGAACAAAUUGCAAGUAUUCUUUGGGUGGGGUACCCUGGUGAAGCUGGCGGAAAAGCUCUAGCUGAAAUUAUCUUUGGAGAGUUUAAUCCAGCUGGAAGACUGCCAAUGACUUGGUACCCUGAGGCAUUUACUAAUGUUCCCAUGAAUGACAUGAGCAUGCGAGCUGAUCCGUCACGUGGUUAUCCAGGAAGGACCUACAGGUUUUAUACUGGAAGUAGAGUAUAUGGAUUUGGGCAUGGUUUAAGUUAUAGUGAUUUUUCAUACAAUUUCUUAUCAGCUCCAAGCAAAAUUAGUUUGUCUAGAAUUGUCAAAGAUGGUUCUAGAAAAAGAUUAUUAAAUAAAGCAGGAAAAGAGGUUUAUGGAGUUGAUUAUGCUCAAGUUGAUGAGUUGCAAAAUUGCAACUUAUUGAGUUUUUCAGUGGAUGUUUCUGUGACGAACCUUGGUGAUUUGGAUGGAAGCCAUGUUAUAAUGUUAUUCGCUAGAGGGCCAAAAGUUGUUGAAGGCUCUCCAGAAACCCAAUUGGUUGGGUUUAGCCGUGUGCAUACUAUUUCUAACAAAUCUACUGAAACAAGCAUUUUGGUGGAUCCUUGUGAACACCUGAGCUUUGCAGAUAAGCAAGGAAAAAGAAUUUUGCCCUUAGGCUCCCAUACUUUGAGCGUAGGGGAUGUAGAGCACGUUGUUUCAAUUCAAAUUUAUUGAUUGCUUGUAAAAUGUCAAAUGUGUAAUUUAUUGAAGGGUUGACAAUUUAUUAGAAUUUUUAAAUAAGGAUAUUAUAAAAUUCAAAUGAUGUAUGUUUGUCACACAGGAUUCCUUGUGAAUUCAGGCCCUUUACUCAUGAAUUUGUUAAUUACAGUUCUUUUGUCUUGUUUUUGGAUAACAAAUUGUGGUGAAGAUUCCAAUUCAAGGUCAUGGUAAC
This is a messenger RNA of Cajanus cajan (pigeon pea), 2650 nucleotides long. RefSeq names its product Glycosyl hydrolase family protein. Gene Ontology annotation, molecular function: xylan 1,4-beta-xylosidase activity; alpha-L-arabinofuranosidase activity. The record is from RefSeq and is a predicted model, not a curated record. Gene Ontology annotation, biological process: xylan catabolic process; arabinan catabolic process. NCBI's taxonomy places the organism in Eukaryota, Viridiplantae, Streptophyta, Magnoliopsida, Fabales, Fabaceae.